Molecule: messenger RNA, 953 nt
Organism: Funneliformis geosporum
Lineage: Eukaryota; Fungi; Glomeromycota; Glomeromycetes; Glomerales; Glomeraceae
Source: the annotation of a GenBank genome assembly
AUGUACAGUAUAUGGGGAUCAGAUGAGAAAGUCGAGAAAAAGAAAGAUUAUAUGGAAGCAAUUAAGAUCAAAAUUACUGCAGAAGAGGAUUUCUUUUCCAGUUUUCUUAAACUGCCAGAAGCAAAAAAAAACACUUCUCCUUUAACUGCAAGAAAAAUAGGAAAAGUAGCUAAUUAUUAUAUUAUAGAUGUAUUACAUUGCCAGGAGCUUUUGGUAAAGCUAAGACAAAUAAAUGAUUACAAAGAAGUUAUUUCUAUAGCUCAUGUCGACUCACACUAUUAUGCAAAUGGAAUGAAGGGGAUUGAAACGAGAAGACCUAUAAUAGGAUUAGACUUUAUCUCAUUAUAUCCCAGUCUUAUCAUGGCUUACAAUCUCUCUCCAGUUAAAAUAAUACUAACAUAUGGAGAGAGUGUAAGACAUGAUAAUCAAUUCGAAAAGAAGGGCUUAUUUCCUGUUGUAUUAGAGGAUUUAUUCAAUAUGAGAGCAAGCAACUCAAAAUCUCCAAUCUUUCUUCGUGAAUUAGCUGGAGGAAUUACUUUAGUAGGAAAAUAUAACCUUAAUCUUAUCGCAGAAUUCAUAACAAAGAAAGGGUUUAGGAUAAAAUAUGGUGAUACUAAUUCUUUAUAUCUCACCUGUCCAGAUAAGUAUUAUGAAAAAUAUGAUGAAGCCUUCUCUAGAAAAGAUCUUUCUAAAAAAGUAUACUGGACCAAAAUGGUCAAAAUUACUAUGAAUGUGAUGAAAAGCUUGUGUGAUCAAGUAAAUGCUUAUCUUGGGAUAAAAAAUGGCACAUCUUAUCUUAAAAUGACAUAUGAAGAGGUAUUAUUUCCCAUCUACUUUACUGGCAAGAAAAAAUAUUUCGGUGUACCACAUAAAGAAGUGGUCAAUUUUAGGUCAGAUGAUCUCUUUAUGAAAGGAAUUGAUACUGUGAAGCAAGAGAAUUCUGAGCUCUUCAG